CGUGGGAGCGCGCGUGUGCGGGGUUGUGGAUCUGCAGGUGUCUCGCCUGGGUGUGUGCGUGUGUCUGGCUCCGAGUUUGUGCUGGGGUCUGCAGGGAGUGCUUGUGUCAGUCCCGGGGAAUGGUGGGGCUGUGGCCCGUCGUGGUGUGCGCGCCGUCCCCAUGCGUGUUUGUGUGGGGUUCUGUCUGUGUACGCCGCGCCUGAAGGCGGGUGCUCUGUUUAUGUGUGGUGUACCUGUGUUGUGUCCUCUGUGAGAGUUGUCUGUGUGUGCUGUUUGGGGGUGAUUCUAUGGGUCUGUAUCGCCUGCCUGUGUUAUAGUGUGUGGUUGUAGUGUGUUGGUGUGUUGCUUGAGUGAGCUGUUUGUGUUUACAUGUGUGUGUCUUGCCCGAUGUGCUGUGUUUGUGUAUGCUUGUGUGUCUUGCCUGUGUGUACUGUCUGUGACUGUCUGUGUAUAUCUCCAGGGCAUGUGGCUCAGCUAAGCGUUUGUGAUGGUGUGCCUGCCCAGUGCCAAUGUCUGUUUUCUCUCCAGGUGUCUGUGUGAGUUCUGCGUUGUGUGUGUGUCUGUGUGUGUGUGUUCUGGGGGUUGUCUGGUCUGUGUUUGCCUUGUGUGUCUGGCAUCGGCGUCUGGGAAUUGAGGAGCUGGGCUCUGGGGGCUCUGAACAGAGCAGUCAGUGGAUGUUGCUGGCAGCCUCUUGUAUGGGGCUGUGUCUGAGCCCGUGUGUGUGUGUGUGUGUGUGUGUGUGUGUUGGGUCUGAGGGGCUUGUCUCUGAUCGGCUGGCUCAUGUGUGUCAUGUGGGCUGCGUGUGUGUAGUGUUUAUGUCAGUCACGUGAGACCAGUGUUUUCUGUGGGUGCUUUAGGUGUGCGCGCUGCCAGGGCAGUGUAGGAUUAGAGUUAGCUGUAGUGUGUGUGUGUGUGUGUGUGCGCGCGCGUGCACGCGUGCAUUUGCGCGUGUGUCCGGGGCUGACAGUUGGUGAUGGUGUUUGCAGGUUGGGGGAGGAGGGAGGGUUGAUGUCUGCUGUUCUGCUGUUGCGUCUCUGUGUUGUUGCCGGCAUGUGGUGAUGCAUCUGGGUCUGAUGACAUGUGUCUGUGUGUGCCAGCUUUACAUGUGUCCUGGGGUCUGAGAGUUGGUGACAAGUGGGUGUGUUUCGGUUGUGUCGGUCCAUGUGUGUGUCCAUGGAGGUCUGUUUUGUGUUGAUAUGUGUGUGAGUCCUGAGGUGUGUAGGUCUUAUCUAUUGCGUGUGUGUUGUCGGGAGGGGCAUGUGUGUUUGAGAAGUGUGGCAGUGCCUAUUUGGUGUGUGUUUCUGUCUGUGCUUGUGAUGGCUGCAUAGUGUGUACGUGUGCGUCUGUGGGCCUAUUAACAGUGGCUCAGCAGGUGAGAUCCUGACAGUUUGUAUAUGUGUGUGUAUGGGGUGGAGGGGAUGGGUUGUGCCGGCCAGUAUGCCUUGUGUGGAUAGUUCUUCCUGUGGUCUGUGUGUAUGUGUGUGUCCACGUUUUGGUCAGUGUUUGUAUGUGUGUGUCCUGGGACAUCUCAAUGUUUUUGUGCAAAUGGGAGACGAGGUGGGAGGUCUGGCUGGCCAGUCCUGCGUUAGCCUUUGUGUGUGUGUUGUGUACCCUCCACACACACCCCUUUGGGUCCUGUGUGAGUCCCCGUGUGUGUUGCGAGGCAUCACAGUGCCUGGCUGCCCUCCCUGUGUGCCCAUCACUGUGUUCCGGAAGUUAAUCCCACCAGCCCAGGCCCUGUGUGAGUCCCACGUUGGGCCCCAGGGAGCGCCAUGGCCCGAGCACGCCAGGAGGGCAGCUCUCCCGAGCCCGUAGAGGGCCUGGCCCGCGACGGCCCGCGUCCCUUCCCCCUCAGCCGCCUGGUGCCCUCGGCCGUAUCCUGCGGCCUCUGCGAACCCGGCCUGCCUGCCGCCCCCGCCGCCCCCGCCCUGCUGCCCGCCGCCUACCUCUGCGCCCCCACCGCCCCGCCCGCCGUCACCGCCGCCCUGGGGGCCCCCCGCUGGCCUGGGGGUCCUCGCAGCCGGCCCCGAGGCCCGCGCCCCGACGGUCCUCAGCCCUCACUCUCGCCCGCGGAGCAGCACCUGGAAUCGCCAGUGCCCAGCGCCCCGGGGGCCCUGGCGGGCGGCCCCACCCAAGCGGCCCCGGGAGUCCGGGGGGAGGAGGAGCAGUGGGCCCGAGAGAUCGGGGCCCAGCUGCGGCGGAUGGCGGACGAUCUCAACGCGCUGUACGAGCGGCGGAGACAAGAGGAGCAGCAGCGACACCGCCCCUCCCCGUGGAGGGUCCUGUACAAUCUCGUCAUGGGACUCCUGCCCUUACCCAGGCGCCGCGGAGCCCCGGAGAUGGAGCCCAAUUAGGUGCCUGCACCCGCCCGGUGGACGUCGGGGACGUGGGGGGCAGGACCCUCCCACCUCCUGACGCCCUGGCCAGUGCGGGGGACUUUUUCUGCACCAUGUAGCAUACUGGACUACCAGCCCUGCCUAUCCCAGGGGCGGGCCAGGGCAGCCACUCCAGACCCAGCCCCGGCCUAGCCUGGGGGGCACUGACGGAGAUGUGGACUCCUGGGUCCCUGGCUGAGGAGCCAGGGGAGAGAGGGCUGACGGACUCAGCGUCUGAAGGCGGCGGUGACCGAGGCGGUGGGGACUGAGCCGCCCGCCUCUGCCGCCCAUCACCAUCUCAGGAAAGGCUGCUGGUGCUGGCUGCCCGUUCCAGCUGCAGGGGUGACACUGGUGGGGGGGGGGGUCUCUCUCUCUCUCUCCCAGUGCUCCUUCACUUUGGGCCUGGCCUCAGGCCCCUGGUGCUUCCCCCCCUCCUCCCGGGGAGGGGGCCCGUGAAGAGCAAAUGAGCCAAACGUGACCACUAGCCUCCUGGAGCCAGAGAGUGGGGUGCGUCUGACGGCCGCCCCAGCCCAGCGCCCAGCCAUCUUCCCUGAGCCAGCCGGCGGGUGGUGGGCAUGCCUGCCUCACCUUCAUCUGGGGGUGGCCAGGAGGGGCCCAGACUGUGAAUCCUGUGCUCUGCCCGAGACCACCCCCCGCCCCCCCAUCAAUCCCAUUGCAUAGGUUUAGAAGAGAGCACGUGUGACCACUGGCAUUCAUUUGGGGGGUGGGAUAAUUUGGCGGAAACCGCCCCAGCCUUAGUCCCCAGGGCGAAGCGCUGGGGGGAAACGGGGAGUCAGGGAGGGGGGGAAUCUCAGAAGAGGGAGGAGUCUGGGAGCGGGGAGGGAUGGCCCAGCCUGUAAGAUACUGUAUAUGCGCUGCUGUAGAUACCGGAAUGAAUUUUCUGUACAUGUUUGGUUAAUUUUUUUUGUACAUGAUUUUUGUAUGUUUCCUUUUCAAUAAAAUCAGAUUGGAACAGUGAA
Molecule: messenger RNA, 3355 nt
Organism: Balaenoptera acutorostrata (minke whale)
Lineage: Eukaryota; Metazoa; Chordata; Mammalia; Artiodactyla; Balaenopteridae
Gene: BBC3
Product: BCL2 binding component 3
Exons: 4
Coding region: 1773-2354 (193 amino acids)
Biological process (GO): positive regulation of release of cytochrome c from mitochondria; execution phase of apoptosis; release of cytochrome c from mitochondria
Cellular component (GO): mitochondrion
Source: RefSeq, a predicted model, not a curated record